AUGGCCGAACACCUGCCACGUCACAAUCACCUGACAGAUACUUACCAGCCUUGCGCGUUCCGGCUGAGGUCAGAGUUCACAGAGAGUUCCAAGCGGCCGGAUACAGCAACUCAUCUAUACGUCAGCCAAGCCCGUUAUUCUGAGCACCUGGAGUCUGCAUUCAUCAAGGUCGAGGAAGAAGAGUGGUCAUCCAUUAAGGAAGAGUUCAUACACAUGAAAGGUUUCAGAAAAUAUCUUGGUGCUGAGCGGCAGGAGGCAGCAUGUCCUGGCGAGGAAGAAGAGCUGCCAUACGUUAAAGAGGAGGAGCAUAUCACCAGGUCAAAUGGUGAGCCCUUGAAGAGUGAAGAUGGUCAGAGUGAGGUCAGCAGAGGAGCUGAGUCUCUAGGUGGCAGCAGCUCAACAGAAGAAUUGCAAGCAGACAAUUUCAUCGCUCCAUCAGACAGAAAUGGCACCACGUCACACUCACCUUACAAUGAGGAUGGUCAUAAGAAAUCUCACAGUGACAACAAACUCUGCAAAUGCUCUCAGUGUGGGAAAACCUUUGCUAACAAGUAUACUUGUCGUAGGCAUAUGAGGAGCCACACUGGAGAAAAACCUUUUUCCUGUUCAGUUUGUGGUCAAAGAUUCACUCAGAAGGAAAACUUAAAAACACACAUAAGAACCCAUACUGGCGAAAAACCUUUUUCCUGCUCAGUUUGUGGUCAAGGAUUCUCUCGUAAGCAAAACUUAAAAACACACAUAAGAACCCAUAAUGGCGAAAAACCUUUUCCCUGCUCAGUUUGUGGUCAAAGAUUCACUCAGAAGAAAAACUUAAAACUACACACAAGAACACACACUGGUGAAAAACCUUUUUCCUGCUCAGUUUGUUGUCAAGGAUUCUCUCAAAAGCAAAACUUACAACGUCACAAAAGAAGACACACUGGCGAAAAAGCUUUUCCCUGCUCAGUUUGUGGUCAAGGAUUCUCUCUAAAGCAAAACUUACAAUGUCACGAAAGAAGACACACUGGCGAAAAACAUUUUCCCUGCUCAGUUUGUGGUCAAAGAUUCACUCGGAAGGAACACUUAAAACUACACACAAGAACACACACUGGUGAAAAACCUUUUUCCUGCUCAGUUUGUGAUCAAAGAUUCACACACAAGGAAAGCUUGAAAAUACACACAAGUACCCACACUGGCGAAAAACCUUUUUCCUGCUCAGUUUGUGAUCAAAGAUUCACUCACAAGGAAAGCUUGAAAAUACACACAAGUACCCACACUGGCGAAAAACCUUUUUCCUGCUCAGUUUGUGGUCAAAGAUUCACUCAGAAGGAAAACUUGAAAACACACUUAAGAACCCAUACUGGCGAAAAACCCUUUUCCUGCUCAGUUUGUGGUCAAGGAUUCUCUCAAAAGCAAACCUUAAAAAUACACAUAAGAACCCAUACUGGCGAAAAACCUUUUUCCUGCUCAGUUUGUGGUCAAAGAUUCACUCACAAGGAAAACUUAAAAACACACAUAAGAACCCAUACUGGCGAAAAACCUUUUUCCUGCUCAGUUUGUGGUCAAGGAUUCUCUCGUAAGCAAAACUUAAAAACACACACAAGAACCCAUAAUGGCGAAAAACCUUUUCCCUGCUCAGUUUGUGGUCAAAGAUUCAUUCAAAAAAAAUAGCUUGAAAAUACAUACAAGAGCCCACACUGGCGAAAAACCUUUUUCCUGCUCAGUUUGUGGUCAAGCGUUCGCUCAUAAAAAAACCUUAAAACACCACACAAGAUCACACAGUGCUGAAAACCCUUUUUCUUGCUCAGUUUGUGGUCAAGGAUUCGCUCAGAAGGAUCGGAUGAAGCGACACGUGUGUGUUGGUAUUAGAAGCAGUGGCCAAUGACUGUUUUGCCAGUCAUCCAUGCUGGCUUCUUCAGAUUUUGCACGCAGGUUAUAUUAGGAGUUACAUUCGUAUUCGUGGCAUUUUUGUGAAAGCAUUUUUGUUUGGACUUGCCGUUUUUUUUAUUACCUCUUCUGGCCAUGAAAGCCUUGCCCUUGGUUCUCUCGCCGACUCGGUUCAUGCCUCUUUUUAUUUUUAUUUUCCCUCACGUGUUCUGGCGUGCUCCCUUGUUUUUCCAAAUAAA
Molecule: messenger RNA, 2105 nt
Organism: Corythoichthys intestinalis (scribbled pipefish)
Lineage: Eukaryota; Metazoa; Chordata; Actinopteri; Syngnathiformes; Syngnathidae
Product: gastrula zinc finger protein XlCGF26.1-like
Exons: 4
Coding region: 1-1650 (549 amino acids)
Biological process (GO): regulation of transcription by RNA polymerase II
Molecular function (GO): RNA polymerase II cis-regulatory region sequence-specific DNA binding; DNA-binding transcription factor activity
Source: RefSeq, a predicted model, not a curated record